AGACAUAAAAUUCGGCGACAGAGAAGAAACUGGGACGGUGGGCAUAGKGUGUGUCAAGGCAUUAGAAUCUAUACCAAAUCGACAUUYUGACAUUAACAGCAUAGAAAGUUUUCGAUUCACUCAAUAUUAGGUAAGCUGUAUUUGUUAAAAURCUACCACUUUAUGUUAUGUACCACUUUAAAAGGUUUUUGAUGUGUAUGUUAAAUGUUGUUCAAAGCUGUGCAAAUGAGCUUCGAUGAUAUCAUCACGAUUUCGAUUGCAUUCGAUUUCGAUGAGGGAUAGUUUUUUUUCUUCAUAACCGACACAAUGCUACCGAUARUUUUUCAGCUGUCGCWAACGGUUUGAUCAAUUUAAUUUUCUAAAUGGGCUGUAUUCAGGCAAUAUGGAGGGAAAGCCSUGUUCGUAAUUCGAAGGUGUUCRUGAUAAAGGGUUGUUUGUUUGAUGUUUUUUUUUUCAUUAGAUUGAAUAAUAAAUCACUAUUUCACACCUACGUUAUCUAAUAAAAAAACUAACUACAAUAUAAUACUUUGGAGGUCUUCCUGAAGGUUUCUUUCAUAUCUGGUCGUAAUACAGAGGUGUUCGUGUAGGAGAGGGACCUGUUCGACAUAAGAUGCUGCAAUAAUAAGGACGUGUCCGUAAUAAAGAGCAUUUUCAAUGUCUUGUCAUAACUGUUCGUUGAGGUUUACAUGGCUAGAUUUGAAGAGCGAUCGAUCGUUAUAAUGAGUUUCCUUGGUCAUGAUGAGAGACAAGAUUAAUAAUGAAAAAAAAAGAAGAAAAGCAAAAAAGCAAAAAACAAACAAAAAAAACAAAACAAAACAAAAAACGUUUGAAGAAGACAGAUGACAACCGCGACUUUAUUGACUUCAAAAAAAUAAAUCCAUCUUCGAAUUGCCAAAUGAGCCGAUUCUUUGUAUUUAUACAGUUGCACACUUUGUAGUAAUUCCGUCGCAUUAAUCAGCCCAGUUCCCUAUAAAACCUUUAAGUAAGUCACGUCAUUAUACAAUACAACUUGAAUCCAAGAGAAGCAGCGACAAUGAAGACACUGAUAUUGCUCUCCGUUUUAAUAGUGUUCCUCCUUUGGGYAUCACCUAAUCCGGCCGAAGCUUAUAGAAAAGGAAGGUGUGGUCGUCCCAUCAAGCAGCCCCAUUCACGAGUAAUCGGUGGGGACGAUGCUAAUCGAGGUGCAUGGCCAUGGCAGGUUGCUCUUUAUGCCUGGGACAAAUAUUACUUAUGUGGAGGAUCCUUGAUCGAUCGUGAAUGGGUGGUGACCGCAGCCCAUUGUAUCUUCCCAAAUGUAGAGUACUCCAUUGUUCUGGGCGACCAUAUCCGUAACGUUACUGAAGGUAGCGAGCAGCGAAUCAACGCUUCAAAAUUCAUUUUGCAUCCAAACUAUAACUUGACCAUAAUCGACUCUGAUAUCGCGCUCAUUAAACUGGAACGUCCAGCAAGGCUGAACAGAUACGUUAGAACGGUAUGUUUGCCUCRACAGAACGAGCGCCUGUUUCCUGGUAAAAGCUGCUACAUCACUGGCUGGGGUAAGACACGUCACCCAGGGGGUGCCGCCAAUAUCCUGCAAGAAGCUGAACUUCCCGUCAUCAGCCGUUGCAAAUGUCAGACAAAGCUCUCGGCUGACAACGUGACUUCCACACAUUUUCCAGAACUAAAAAUAAGCMAAAACAUGAUCUGCGCUGGAGAGAAAGACUCCAUCAAGAGUGGUUGCCAUGGUGACAGCGGUGGUCCGUAUGUGUGUCGAGGAAGGCGUGGCCGAUGGGUUCUGCAGGGUGUGGUCAGUUGGGGGUCAGAAAGAUGCGACGCAUUCCAUCUUUACAGCGUCUUUGCACGUGUUGCCAAAUUCAGAAAUUGGAUCGAUAAGCAAAUGAAAAAGUAUUGUUUGAGUACAUCAGAAGCUGCGACAAUGAAGUCUUUUCUAUUGCUGUCGAUUUUGCUCGUGUUUUUCCUUUGGGAAACACCAUAUUCAGCCAAGGCAGSAAGCUGUGGUGUUCCUGCCAUAUCCCAAUCACGUGURAUCGGUGGUCAUGAUGCAGUCCAAGGUGCCUGGCCGUGGCAAGUUGGUCUUUACGAGGGAAGUUAUUUCUGGUGUGGRGGAUCYUUGAUCUCCCCCGAGUGGGUAGUGACCGCAGCACACUGCAUCUUUCCAUUUGUAAAUUACGCCAUUGUUCUUGGCGACCUCAAACGUAACGUCACUGAAGGUACCGAACAGCGAAUCAACGUCUCCAAAAUUAUCAUGCACCCAAACUGGAAUUUCAGCAUAAUCGACUCUGAUAUCGCACUCAUUAAAUUGGARCGUCCAGCUAUGCUGAACAGAUACGUUGGAACGGUGUGUUUACCUCAACAAGACGAACGCCUGCUCCCUGGAACAAGCUGCCACAUCACUGGCUGGGGGAAGACGCGUCACCCAGGGAAAGGCGCCAAUGUCUUGCAAGAAGCUGAACUGCCAGUCAUUAGCCCUAGCGAAUGUCACAGAAAGUUCUCAGCUGACAAUAAGACCAUCUCAUUUUUCCCAGMUUUAAAUAUAACCAACAACAUGAUCUGUGGAGGAGAGAUAGGUWCUAUUAAAAGCGGCUGCCAUGGUGACAGCGGUGGUCCGUACGUGUGUAAAAAAUGGAAUGGUCAAUGGGUUCUGCAGGGUGUGGUCAGUUGGGGGUCAUCCAMAUGCGACGCAUUCCAUCUUUACAGCGUCUUUGCACGUGUUGCCAAAUUCARAAAUUGGAUCGAUCAGCAAAUGAAAAAGUAUCGAUAUCCUUCUAUAAAACCUGGUCAGAAAAUUUUUCGUUCUUCAUUGUUAUUGUUUGUUGUAGGGUGUUGUUCUGCGUACUGUCCAACUAAACCAACUGCAUCAUGGACCACUAGGCCGACUGCAUCAUGGACCACAAGACCGACGUCAGGUCCACCCCAAAACAACUCAUGUAGUUUGGAUUAUGACCAGCCAUGCCGACGUUUCAUUCGCCAGGACAAGAACGAUGAUUUUGAUUGGACGCUACACUCAGGUUCUACCCUAAGCGGUCAUACUGGUCCUUCAGGAGACCAUACUACGGGAUAUGGAAAAUAUAUGUACACCGAAGCGUCUUAUCCCAGGAAGGAAGGGGAUCGUUCCCGCUUAAUCAUAUAUGUGAAAACCAAUUAUGCGGCUUGUUUUUUCUUCCACUACCAYAUGUAUGGUGAAAGCAUGGGUACCUUGARRAUCUAUGUCGAUUCUAAGUUGGCAUGGCAACUGUCUGGUAACCAAGGCAAUCAAUGGAUYAAAGGAACAAUUCCAGUGAGAUAUCGUGGUCAUCAUGUGAUCUACAUUGAUGGUAUAAGAGGGUCAUCUUUCGAAUCUGAUAUGGCGAUAGAUGACUUGGGAUAUCAGGAGUUUCGUUAUAUGUGGAAAUCAGAGUGUAUGGUCACACCAAGCUGUGCAGACCCACACCACAGACCAACAACACCAACAACUUACCCUACCUGGAGACCAGGAACAACUUACCCUACCUGGAGACCAGGAACAACUUACCCUACCUGGAGACCAGGAACAACUUACCCUACCUGGAGUCCAACUCGUUGGACCCCGAACCCCCCUCAUGUUGUUUGUGGCAGACCUUCCGUCUCUUCCUCACGUGUGAUAGGUGGUCAAAAUGCAGCUCCAGGAGCCUGGCCAUGGCAAGUUGGUCUUUAUGCCUGGGGCAAGUACUUCAUGUGUGGAGGAACUUUGAUUGCACCCCAAUUUGUGGUCACUGCAGCCCACUGCAUCUUCAGUGGUGCAAGGUACGAGGUUGUUCUUGGUGAUACCAAUCGUAACAAGAAUGAGACUUCCGAGCAGAAAAUUCCCGCCUAUAAAGUUAUCGUACACCCAGACUGGAAUAGGAACACGAUCGACUCGGAUAUUGCAGUGAUUAAACUAGCCCGCCCAGCAAUGAUAAACAAGUUCGUACAACCAGCCUGUUUGCCUCACUAUAACGAUUAUCUAUGGCCUGGCAAAAGGUGCUAUAUCACUGGAUGGGGGAAGAUUAAACACCCUGGCGGUGCCCACAACAUGCUACAGCAGGCAGUCCUUCCAGUGGUAGGCAAGUACGAGUGCGAAGCAAAGCUSUCAGSYAACAGUAGCUCAAGCAACUCCAGUUCUCCRGGACUUAGCAUAACAGAUAAUAUGAUUUGUGGAGGAGAGAGGGGUUCCAUCAAGAGCGGCUGCCAUGGUGACAGCGGUGGUCCGUACGUGUGUAAAAACUGGAAUGGUCAAUGGGUUCUGCAGGGCGUGGUCAGCUGGGGCUCACCGAGGUGUGACGCGCACCAUCGCUACACCGUCUUUGCACGUGUUGCCAAAUUCCGAAAUUGGAUCGAUCAUCAAUUGCAAUACCAAUUUGUUUGUGGCAGMCCUKCCGUCSCUUCCUUACGUGUGAUAGGUGGUCARAAUGCAACUCAAGGAGCCUGGCCRUGGCAAGUUGGUCUUUAUACGUCGGACAAUACUUUCGUCUGUGGAGGAUCUUUGAUCGCUCCCCAAUUUGUAGUUACUGCAGCCCACUGCAUCUUCAAUAAUGCAAGGUACGAGGUUGUUCUUGGUGAUACCAAUCGUAACGUCAAUGAAAAUAUUGUGCAGAGAAUUCCCGCUUAUAAAGUAAUCGUACAUCCAAAGUGGAAUAAGAACAACUUCGACUCGGAUAUUGCAGUGAUUAAACUAGCCCGCCCAGCAAUGAUAAACACUUACGUGCAACCAAUUAAGCAGCCUGGCAAUGCCACCAACAUGCUGCAACAGGCAGUCCUUCCAGUGGUCGGUGAGGACGAGUGCAAAGCAAAGCUCUCAGCUAACAGUAGCUCAAGCAACUCUAAUUCUCCAGGGCUGAGCAUAACGGAUAAUAUGAUUUGUGGAGGAGAGAAGGACUCCAUCAAGAGCGGCUGCCAUGGUGACAGCGGUGGUCCAUACGUGUGUCGAGGAUUGAAUAACCAAUGGUUUCUGCAGGGUGUGGUUAGCUGGGGCUCACCGAGAAGAGAAGYUUCGACGAUGAASGAUCUUCUAUUGCUCUUCUUUUUGGUUGGGUGCUGUUCGGCGUACUGUCCGACUAAACCGACUCCAUCUUGGACCACAAGGCCAACUCCAUCAUGGACCGCAAGGCCAACGUUAGGUCCACCCCAAAACAAAUCUUGUAGUUUGGAUUCUGACCAUCCAUGCCGACGUCAACAAGACAAGAAAGAUGAUUUUGAUUGGACGCUACAUUCAGGUUCUACACCAAGCCAUGAAACUGGUCCUUCAGGAGAUCAUACCAAUGGAUAUGGAAAAUAUAUGUAUACAGAAGCGUCUUAUCCCAGGAAGACCGGAGAUCGUGCCCGUUUAAUCUUAUAUGYGAAAACCAACUAYCCCGCCUGUUUUUACUUCCACUAUCAUAUGUAUGGUGAAAGCAUGGGCACCUUGAAGAUCUAUGUCGAUUAUCAUUUGGCAUGGCAACUGUCUGGUAACCAAGGCAAUCAAUGGAUUAAAGGAACAAUUCCAGUGGGAUGGCGUGGCAAUCAUGUGAUUCAUGUUGAUGGCAUAAGAGGGUCAUCUUUUACAUCUGAUAUGGCGAUAGAUGACUUUGGAUAUCAGGAGUUUAUGGGGAACUCAGGGUGUAUGGUCACACCAAGCUGUGCAGACCCACACCACAGACCAACAGCACCAACAACUUACCCUACCUGGAGACCAGGAACAACCUACCCUACCUGGAGACAAACAACAUACCGUAAAUGGAGACCAACAACUUAUACAGCAAAUCCCCCAAAUGUUGUUUGUGGCAGACCUUCCAUCCCUACCUCACGUGUGAUAGGUGGUCAUGAUGCAGCUCCAGGAGCCUGGCCAUGGCAAGUUGGUCUCUAUACGUCGAACAAUACUUUCUUUUGUGGAGGAUCUUUGAUAUCUCGCGAGUUUGUGGUUACCGCAGCCCACUGCAUCUCUCCAAAUGAACGAGUGUUUGUUGUUCUUGGUGAUACCAAACGUGACGUCCAUGAGGGAUGGGAGCAGCGAAUCUACGCUUAUAAAACCAUUGUGCAUCCAGACUGGGAUCCCAGCACUGGGGACUCGGAUAUUGCAGUGCUUAAAAUAAGCCAAGCAAMAUUAAACGCUUUCGUGCAACCAGUUUGUUUGCCUUCCUAUAACGAGUAUGUACAGCCUGGUACAAGGUGCUCUAUCACUGGAUGGGGAAUGAUGAAGUUUCCUGCCAAUGCCAGCAACAUACUGCAGCAGGCUGUCCUUCCAGUGGUCGGGAGUCAAGAGUGCAAAAGAAAGCUCUCAAAUAACAGUAACUCAAGCAAUUCUAGUUCUCCAGGCCUGAUCACUAUAACGGAUACCAUGAUUUGUGGRGGAGAGGACGGCUCYAUCAAGAGCGGUUGUUACGGUGACAGCGGUGGUCCGUACGUGUGUCAAAUGAAUGGUCARUGGGUUCUGCAGGGUGCCGUCAGCUGGGGAUCAGCUACGUGUGAUGCAAGACAACGCUACACUGUCUUUGCGCGUGUGUCGAAGUUUAGAUAUUGGAUCGAUCAACAACUGAGAUACCAAUAAUGGUAUUUAUUAAGGAUUUUUUUGGGAGAAAAAAGGUCCUUUUUUGCUCCUUUGAAGAAAUCACAGUUUGAUGACUUAUCUCUCCUCGCUUUUUUGUUUCAUCUAAAUUCUUUUUUUCUCUUUUUACCUUCUCUAUCCCUUCAUUGACUUUUGAGUGGUAUCAUCAUAURCUACUCCAUUUACUAAACUCCUUUUUUUUCCCAACGAAACUGCUUUCUUACUAAAAUCCAAAAAAUCCUGUGCCAUUCAAAAAGUGUUAGAGGGUUUAGUGGGUUAGAUUAUCCAAUAAAACGAWGCAUUACAAUUUUUGCAUCAUG
Exaiptasia diaphana is the source of this 6837-nucleotide messenger RNA. RefSeq lists its product as uncharacterized. Gene Ontology annotation, molecular function: serine-type endopeptidase activity. The record is from RefSeq and is a predicted model, not a curated record. Gene Ontology annotation, biological process: proteolysis. Gene Ontology annotation, cellular component: membrane. The transcript is spliced from 29 exons. NCBI's taxonomy places the organism in Eukaryota, Metazoa, Cnidaria, Anthozoa, Actiniaria, Aiptasiidae. The coding region runs from base 1034 to 6520 and encodes 1828 amino acids.